This is a messenger RNA of Colletotrichum truncatum, 459 nucleotides long. RefSeq lists its product as uncharacterized. NCBI's taxonomy places the organism in Eukaryota, Fungi, Ascomycota, Sordariomycetes, Glomerellales, Glomerellaceae. The record is from RefSeq and is a predicted model, not a curated record.
AUGGAGUUAGCUAGUCGGUCAAAGUCUCCAAGUCAGUUGGUUGCCGUCCUUCUCUGUCAUGACCUGCAACGCCGUAUCUCGUCAAAGGCGCUCAAGGUACAUCACCGCUUGUACCACAAUCCUUGCCUCCUUCCCUCUUCUCCCCCCCCACCAGAUUUCCCGACCCUUCUUUUCGUCGGUCGGCGCGUUAUGCGCACACCUAACUUUCUCCUCCGUCCCGCUCCUCUUCACGCCCCCCCACAGCAGCCACUUCAGACUUUUGGUAGGGGAGACGGAGUAAGAGCGAGCCACCACACCUAUCUAUCCCCUUGGUCGAUGAUCUUUCCCAUUGGUCGUAGCCUCGGCCGGCUUCUCAACAACGGUCAUGCGUUCAUCCGUGGAGUCGACACAGAGCUAAUGUCGCAAAGACCAAUGAGCAGCAUCCAGAUAUCCCAGCCGAGAUGCCCUCUCACUCCUUGA